Messenger RNA from Setaria italica (foxtail millet), 1734 nucleotides. RefSeq lists its product as uncharacterized. The record is from RefSeq and is a predicted model, not a curated record. The transcript has 11 exons. Gene Ontology annotation, molecular function: metalloendopeptidase activity. Gene Ontology annotation, biological process: CAAX-box protein processing. The coding region runs from base 70 to 1137 and encodes 355 amino acids. NCBI's taxonomy places the organism in Eukaryota, Viridiplantae, Streptophyta, Magnoliopsida, Poales, Poaceae. Gene Ontology annotation, cellular component: membrane.
AGAAAGGAAAAAUCUCUAGAGCCUGGAGUCCCUUAUCCCGCGUGCCUUCCGGAAGUCCCAACGGUAUCGAUGGCUUCGCCGCCGUGCCUCCUCCGCCUCCGCCCCUGCCCGCCGUCGUGCCUCCGCUCUCGCAGCAGAUCCCAGUGCCUCCAUCUCUCCAAGCAGAGCCUGCACCCACUUAACUCGCCAAGACCAUGCCUACUUCCAGUGGGGGCGCCAGUAGCAGAGCGGCUCGUGCCGCGGCCGCCGGGUACCGGCCGGUGGACGGGCAUCUUCGCCUGCCGAUGCUCCUACGAUGCCGAGAACGGGCCGCCCACGCCUCCACCAGAUAGGGAGGAAAGCUCGGAUGAGUGGCCUGUCCUUCGCCGGUGGGAUGUGCCGUGGGAGUGGCCAACCAUUUCCCUCACCAUGGUGGCAUGUGCAGUAAGCUUUCUUUUGACAGGAAUGGUUGAGCAAUCUAUUUUGGAGCAGUUUGGUUUUCAAGUUGGGGAGGCAACUCUAGAUGAGAAGGCAGAAGUACUCUUCUUGGGACAAUUUAGCACGACGGUUGUUGUUCUUGGAUCUAUAUUUGGCAUCACCAAUACCUUUCGACCAUUCUCAGAUGAUAUCUUUCGUUACAAAUUCGAGGAACCACUUAAACUGCAAAAUGGUUGGCUUUUGUGGGCUGGAAUCGGCCUUCUUGUUGCAAUAAUUGCUAUUGCUUUAGCUGGAGCUGCAAUGACAUUUUUGAAUGGUGAAACACCACAAAGAGAGACUGACUCGCUAGUCAUUCUAUUGCCACUGAUUGGCUCAUCAGGUAUCAGUACUGCCUGCCUGCUUGGCAUCACUGGGAUUUUGGCACCAAUUCUGGAGGAAACUGUGUUUCGAGGAUUUCUAAUGGUGUCCUUGACUAUGUGGUUCUCUACUCCAUAUGCUGUGCUUAUCACUGCUGCAGUAUUUGCGUUCGCUCAUCUUACACCAGGAGAAUUUCCACAGCUUUUUGUACUUGGUGUUGUCCUAGGAUUUUCAUAUGCUCAAACUCGCAAUCUUCUUACUCCUAUUACAAUACAUGCUGUUUGGAACUCCGGAGUAAUAUUGCUGCUAACCUUUCUUCAGCUGCAAGGUUAUGAUAUAAAGGAGCUGUUGCAGGCAUCUUGAAGAUUUCACUUGACAACUGUGAAUGAUAGUAACAUCAAGAUGCAAACCAGGGGGUGGGACCUUUCAAUACUGUAUUAUAAUCAACACGGUAGCUGGUGUCUUACCUGCUAACGUUAUUCAGAGGGUAAAAAAAUGCUUGUGGUUCUAUCGUUCGGAUGAUCACUUUUUUCCUGAGAACACAUUAUAAUCCGGAUGUUACAUGUUUGAUGUUACUUUCUUAGCAAUUAUUUCUCCACCGCAGCAACGAUUAGAAGAAGAGACGUGUUGCGGAUUUGGAAGAAUCAGAACGGAAAAUACUGCUAUGUGUCAUUGUGUGCAUGGAUAAAGAUGGGUACUGUAAAGAAUGUUCGUUGUAUGAUAGCAACUGCUUAUCUGAGCUGGAGACUAGGAUUGGCAGAUCAGUUACAGUGACCUUUCUUGUAAGUUGUAGCAUUGAUGUUUUUAUGUGACUCGUGUUACUUCCUUGUAAAUCAGGUAUGUUCAAUGAGAUGAAAAUGGCUAUAAUUGUGUAGUACUACAUGUAAUUUGACAUUUCUUGUCCUUGACUCUUCAUCUAUUAACCACCAUUUGCUGUAAUAUAAUGAUCAUUCUUAUCUA